This is a messenger RNA of Rana temporaria (common frog), 1716 nucleotides long. RefSeq names its product kelch-like protein 10. The coding region runs from base 93 to 1676 and encodes 527 amino acids. Gene Ontology annotation, molecular function: protein binding. The record is from RefSeq and is a predicted model, not a curated record. Lineage: Eukaryota; Metazoa; Chordata; Amphibia; Anura; Ranidae. The transcript has 4 exons.
UGAAUUCUUCUCCUCCUCCCAGGACUCUGUUUUCUGAAAGAUGGACAAGGACCGGAAAGAACGUAUACCACAUUCCUGGAAUUGCCCCGGACAUGAUGAGAUUGAUCCUUCUCUAUGCCUACACCAAUGCAAUUUCCAUCAAUUGUGAGAACGUGGAAGACCUGUUUAUGGCCGCUGACCAAUUUAACAUCCUGGGUCUACAAUGGCGCUGCUCAGAUUUUCUCAUAGACCAGCUGUGCCCCAAGAACUGCGUUGGCAUUGGCAGAUUCUCCAACCAUUUUCACUGCCACAAGCUGCAUGAAAAAACCCAUGCGUACAUUCUCUGCCACUUUCAUGAAAUAACAACGACCUCCGAGGAGUUUCUGGAACUGAGCCUAACGGAGUUUGAAGAUCUCAUCGAGAAAGACGAUCUUAUGGUUAAAAGGGAGCAAGUCGUCUUCGAAGCUAUAAUCAAAUGGAUUGAGUACCACCCAACUCAACGUAGGCAACAUAUUACCACCCUACUGCCUAAGGUUCGAAUGGCUUUGAUAAACACCAGGUAUUUGAUGAACAACGUGAUGACCAACAUCCAUGUAAAGGACAACAAAGAAUGUAUGAGUAUUGUCACCAGUGUGCUGAAAACAAAGAACGACCUAAACGCAAACAGAUCCUCCGGGUCAGAUUUCAUGAACCCAUUGACAAGGCCGCGCCUGCCUAGUGCAAUUCUACUCGCCGUUGGCGGCUAUAGCUCUAGUAACCCUACCAACGCCAUGGAGACCUACGACUGCAGAGUUGACCGCUGGGUGGACAUCACCUAUGAUAUGGAAAGCCCCAGGGCCUAUCAUGGAACGGCGUACCUAAAUGGUUAUGUGUACCUGGUUGGAGGGUUUAACGGCGUGGAUUUCUGCAAUAGCGUAAGACGGUUUGACCCAGUCAGGAAGAUCUGGAAACAAGUGUCUCCGAUGAAUCAUAAGCGCUGCUAUGUCAGCACGGCAGUCCUGGAAAACCGGCUCUACGCCAUGGGCGGGAUUGAUGGCUACAUUCGAUUGGAAUCUGCAGAAUGUUACGACCCAGAAACCAAUCAAUGGGAUCUUAUAGCUCCAAUGAAUGAAAUAAGAAGCGAUGCAAAAGCCACCACUCUCAAUGGCAAGAUCUAUAUAUGUGGCGGAUCCAAUGGAGAAGAAUACCUCUUUACAGCAGAAGUCUACAACCCAACUACAGACCAAUGGAGCAUGAUCGCCCCGAUGUGGAACCAACGCAGUGGUGUCGGUGUCAUCGCCUAUGGAGAUCUGAUCUAUGCAGUAUGUGCAAUGAUUCCUUUCUACCCAAAUGAGAUUGAAGUCGGAGGAUGUAAUGAAGACGGCAGACUGAGCAGUGCCGAGGCCUAUAACCCAGCCAACAACAGCUGGACCGAGAUCUCCUCCAUGUUCAGCCCACGCAGCAACUUCGGGAUUGAAGUAUUGGAGGAUCUCCUUUAUGUGACUGGAGGUUUCGACGGUUCCAGAGCGAUCUCCGAAGCAGAGUGCUAUGACAGGAAGACCGAAGAGUGGUACGGCGUCCACAACAUGAACAUCAAUCGCUGCGCCCUGGACUGCUGCAUUUUGCCCGGCCUCCCCAACGUCCGGGAAUAUGCCGCCAGUCGAGACACGUUCUACAGAGAGGGAGCGAGGCGGGCAUUAUCCGACAGCUCUUUAUAAGUGUAACCGAAUGAUGUGACUCUUUUAAAGCACAUUAAUA